Messenger RNA from Bombus huntii, 1770 nucleotides. Its product is annotated as homeobox protein ARX-like. The coding region runs from base 383 to 1138 and encodes 251 amino acids. Gene Ontology annotation, molecular function: DNA-binding transcription factor activity, RNA polymerase II-specific; RNA polymerase II transcription regulatory region sequence-specific DNA binding. The record is from RefSeq and is a predicted model, not a curated record. The transcript has 3 exons. Gene Ontology annotation, biological process: regulation of transcription by RNA polymerase II. Lineage: Eukaryota; Metazoa; Arthropoda; Insecta; Hymenoptera; Apidae.
UAUACGAUCGUGCGAGUAUCAAUCUCUCACAAAAUAGUUAAUGAUCACAUGGGGAAAACUAGAUAUACCGUUUUUCUGGUGUACAUUCAUGCUAUUGAUUCGUGGUGUAUAAGCAAUACAUUUUUGAGGCUUCACUACCCCUCUUGAGGGAGUUCAUGUUGAAUAUACUCUGUCCCCUACCCUAUCUACGUCGUACAGGUGUAAGGAAAAAAAGGAGGAAAAGAGAAAAGAAAUAGCAGAGUUGCGGAGUCGCUGUGGUACCCACACGAACUUCUCAACCUGGUAGUGAUUCAAUUACCAUUAGUCUAUCUUUCAUUCGGUGUAACGUCUGUCUCGUCUAUUCUGUGUUUGAUUAAUUAAACAACGGAAGCUAAAUAUUGCAAUGGAUUUAAAGGAAGAAGACGAAAGUGCAAACGAAAAUAGUAGACAACUGUUUUUGGUGGGUGCACCGCGCGAUCCUUUAGUAUCCACUGGAGCGAUCGUCGCUUCCGCUGGAGCACCAGACGAGAUCAACCCCGGAGGAGAUCUACAGUCGACUGCUCUGGCUGGUCUGAUAGGCGCUCAAUCUUCCUCAGUUUGCUUUCCUACAAAAUUCUCGUAUGACUUUUCACCAAGUCCGGGAAGCGAGGAUAGACAAUCAACUGGAGUUGGAAAAAGGAAACAGCGGAGAUACCGCACCACAUUUACAAACUUUCAAUUAGAAGAAUUAGAAAGAGCGUUUCAGAAGACACAUUAUCCUGAUGUAUUUUUUAGAGAAGAGCUUGCUCUACGUAUCCAAUUGACAGAAGCAAGGGUACAGGUAUGGUUUCAAAACAGAAGAGCAAAGUGGCGAAAACAAGAAAAACAAUGUAAAGUAACCACUCACUUGACCUCGCAUAUGCCACCUUCUGAAUGUCAGGAAGUACAACAACAGCAGCAACAGCAGCAACAAUCAGAUCAUUUGUUACUGGAACCACCAUUGGGUAGCCCACCACCUAUAUAUCUUGGCAUGGAAUGGGCAGGGUUUUCACCAUAUAGUAACACAGCCACUACAUCACCUCUUGUGGUUAAUAGUAUGAAUAAGCCAUUAGAAUCAGAGGCAGAUGACAAUCCUUUGCUGGAUCCAGAACUGUUACAACUAAAAACUCCACGUUCCUAAUAGUACCAAUCCAAAUCUAUGCUGUAGUGGAACUGAUUAAUAACAUUCCUUAUAUUAUGUAACAUUUUUAAAGAGCAAAGUGUCUGAUGCAAACAAUUCUUUGCAAUGUCACUUAAAUCUCACCAUGUAUCGUGCAAUAUAUGGCCAUCAAAAGUGUCAUGUACAUUACUACCAGUUUUAACUGGUAUGUUAUAAUUUCAAGAUGAGGGACCAGAGACUUAUUAUAAGAAACAAUAUAAAAAUUAAAAUUCGAAUAUGCUUGGAAUAUUGUUACAUAAUUUUGUAAAAAUAUAUAGAUUUAUUCUUCAUAUGGAUUCAAUGAAUCUCAAAACGAGUAGUAAUAAUUGUACGUUAUAUCAAAAUCAGAAAUUAAAUUUUUAUUCUUGGGAAACCAAUGAAAUUGUUCCAGCAUAAAAUAGUAAUCAUCUUUAUUCCGUGCACAUAUAUUAUAAGUCAUUGAAUAAACUAAGUUAUUAAUCAAUUGAUUUAGGAGCAAGAAAGCAAUUCAGGAUGCUUUUUUUGAUCUUCCAAAUCUUAGAUUUGGUUUGGGCAUUAUCAUUCGAAAAAGUAUUGUUCAUUUCUAUAAAGAUGUAUCCAAUCAAAUAAAAUUUAGAAUUAUCAAUCGUUUUACA